Messenger RNA from Vespula vulgaris, 488 nucleotides. RefSeq lists its product as uncharacterized. Bases 56 to 370 code for a protein of 104 amino acids. NCBI's taxonomy places the organism in Eukaryota, Metazoa, Arthropoda, Insecta, Hymenoptera, Vespidae. The transcript is spliced from 3 exons. The record is from RefSeq and is a predicted model, not a curated record.
UAUUGUAUUUUAAAGCUGAAAUUCGAAGUAAAGUAAUCAAUUCAAUUAAUUUAAUAUGUUUCGUUACAUUGGUAAAGUAUCAAGUGCUCCAAUAUAUAGAUGUUUCAAUACAGAAAACAAUGCUUUAUAUAAGAAUAAUAAAUUGUUGGACGAAAAUGUAGCAUACGAAACAGAAUAUUAUUACAAAAAGGAUAAAGAAUUAUUAGAGAUACUUAAACGAAAAACGCAAAACGAAGUUAAAAACAUGCAAAAGGAGGUUAACAUAAUGCGUAAUAAAAUCGAAGAAUACAAUCGAGAUAUCAAUGAAAAUCUUCGAUUUUUACAAAAUUUAGAAAAGAAUACGACGUCACAUAAGAAGGAAGAUACUUAAUAAUUCUUAUUAAAAAAAAAUGAUUGAAUUUCAAAUAUACAUACACACACACAUAUAUACAUAUAUCGAAAGAUUAAAAUAAACAAAAAAUUUAAAUUUACCGCUCUACUAUGCCGAC